CAAAAUGAAAAUAGUAAACAAAACACAAAUCAAACUAAAUUCACAUAAAAACAAUUGAUCUCAUUUGAUUUUCCUUCAAAAUACAAAAAUCCCAUUUGCCCCCCAACAAUGACAACGGACGAAAGAAACUUCCGUUCCAGCUACUAUGAAAAGGUCGGCUGUAAUAGUGUGGAAGAAAAAAAAUCCCUAAAUAUUCUGCUCAAAGACCACACUCUCACUCGACUGAAACUACAGCAAUUCUGCCUGAGCUUCACAGUUCCAACAAAUCAAAGAACUCUUGUUUGGAAUAUUAUACUAGGAAUUCUCCCUUUGCCUGUCCAUCAAAAUGCCACAAGCUAUGUCAUGGAACAAAGAACAGCCGUUUACACUGAUGUCCUCAGAGCUGUUACUAUUAUGAGGUACAUCGACGAGAAUACGCCAAAGUGCAGAGUUCUCUAUGCAAUGUGGCUUCUCGAAAACAAAAAAUUACAUCCUGAUACGAAUAUAAACGAAGAGAAUCAUUUCGUUGAAAUAGCCAAAGUCCUGCUGCGAAUGUUUGAAAAUGAUGUCGAUGUAUAUUGGAUAGCCAAGGAGUUCUAUAAAUUGAUAAAAGUUAUCAAAGCAGAACUGCCCAAACUUAAAGAACUCACUCAGACUAUUCUUAAGCGAGAGGAUAACCUACUUUAUAGCCAUCUAGAAAAACACCAAUUUUUCAAAAGCAACAUAAUAGAAGAAUGGUAUGGGACCUGCUUUGCCAGUAUCAUCAACGAAGUGGCCCUAGUAAAAGUCUGGGAUAAAAUCUGUGGAGGAUCUAAGAAAAUAUUAAUUUUCAUACUGUUGGAAUUGUUAAAAACCGAAACUUUUCGAAGUGCCUUAUUUCAGUGUAAGACAAUUGACACAAUGAAGAAAUCUAUUGAAACGGCAAGAGAUCAAGAUGUUUCUAGUGUCCUUAACAAGGCUAUCAAGUCGUGGAAAUCUUGUAAUACAAUUCAUAAUGAAAUAAAUAUUCACUAGACUUUCUUGGUUGA
Molecule: messenger RNA, 1007 nt
Organism: Eupeodes corollae
Lineage: Eukaryota; Metazoa; Arthropoda; Insecta; Diptera; Syrphidae
Gene: TBC1d7
Product: TBC1 domain family member 7
Exons: 4
Coding region: 109-993 (294 amino acids)
Biological process (GO): negative regulation of TOR signaling; activation of GTPase activity
Molecular function (GO): GTPase activator activity
Source: RefSeq, a predicted model, not a curated record